Molecule: messenger RNA, 2946 nt
Organism: Vespula pensylvanica (western yellowjacket)
Lineage: Eukaryota; Metazoa; Arthropoda; Insecta; Hymenoptera; Vespidae
Gene: dmpd
Product: F-box only protein 28
Exons: 6
Coding region: 471-1928 (485 amino acids)
Biological process (GO): positive regulation of DNA-templated transcription
Cellular component (GO): nucleus
Molecular function (GO): protein binding; transcription coactivator activity
Source: RefSeq, a predicted model, not a curated record
UCGUUCGUUCGUUCGUUCGUUCGUUCGUUCGUUUCUUUUCUACGAAGAUGGACUUGCCGAAAAUGUGUAUCGUUAUUCCGAUAGCUUCGAUCCUAACAAAUCGAUCUUCCUACCGACCUUUUGUUCCUAAACCUCCUUUCGUAUUACCUUUAUUAUAUCGAGUAUUAAUCCUUAAACUCUCGACACGGUAUCGUUUCCUGGAGGAGGAAGAACAUCGGGAAAGCUACAGGGCAUUUCUGAUUUCGUAAACUGUGUUCCUUGGUUGAAAUACGAUAUUGCUCUUUCGUCAUCUACGUGCCUCAAAAAGGAUUCCACUCGUCGAUGCUCUCGUGUCGUUUAUCUUUUCUUUCGUAGUGCUUCUUUCUUACCACGGUCGUAUGAAUUUAUAAACGAGAAAAGGAUUAUUUUCCGCGCGCGCGUCAGAUUUCAUUUCAGUUAGAAUUAUUGGUUUGUCGUAGUGUUAAUUGUAUAUGAAGAAAAUGGUGUCGACACGUCAAUCAAGUAGCAUAGGUGCAAAUAAUGGAGGAGGUACUGUUAACGACGUCAGGGAAGUUAGUCCGUCGAGGAAACAUCAGGCUUCGUCCUCAGCAGGACCUUCCAGCACGUCUUCUUCAGUUUCUCCUCCUUCGAUAUGCAACUUAAGCCUUUUUGAUUUGCCGGUUGAAAUCAUUGAGAAGAUCUUUAGUUAUUUGAAUUAUAACACGGUAGCACAUUUACGUCCAGUUUCUCAUCAAAUGGAUCGUGUCUGUGGAAACAUUCUCAAUUCGGCAUUUCAAAAACUGCAAGCACAAAUGUUGAGUCGCUUUCAAGCGAUCAAAUCUCAAAUGCCUAGACGUGAAUCCGCGCGUCGUAAUCAUCCAUUAGCAUGCGAAUCGGAUAUUAUAGAAACUUUACAUAUGCGACUUACUUUACUUCAAAUGUGUUUCGGUAAACAUAUAGAGAGAAAACAUUGUUGCUUUUUUCCUGGAGAGAUAUUGGAUGAAGUUUUUCGUAUAUUACAUUAUAUAAAGAUUACUCCAAAAUUAGCACGACCUUACAAAGUCACAGAUGAAUUAUUUGAUUUGAGUACUAUGGCUAUGGAAUAUUUUAAAGAACGAAUUGAGCCAAUGUUACCAGAAAUUCCUUAUUUUGGAGCUGAUUUUCUGGAUUUAGCAGGGACAUUUCCUUCAGCUAGUAAUGUUAGUAAACCAUUUAUGUGCCUGGAUUCUGCGCCCCUAAGUGUUGGAAGCAGUAAAGCGGGGAGUGGUAGUGGAGAGGAAGGUUCUCCUCCACAUUCCUCCGAAGAUCCUGCUCUCUUAGAAACGAAUGUUUCACCUCCACAAUCAAACAUGGUAUUACGGAAACGGAUUCGUAAAAUAAAACAAGGAAUGAAGAGAUAUAACAGUCAAUUGACGUUGAUGCGUAGGGAUUUAAGGAGUUGUAAAGCGAAAAUAGCCGAGCAACAGAAACAAAUUGUAGAGUAUGCUACGCGUCUCGACGACAAUGACAAAAAGAAUGAAGAGACAUCUCGCAAGUUUAGCACACUACUACAGGAAUUAAAUAAAUGUAAGACGGAACUUCAAUAUUGGCGGUCUAAGUCCCCUGCGAUACCUGUUUGCGUUGGUUGUGGUCAAUCUAUGCCAGUACCUACGGAAGAUCUACAGGCUUUAGUUAAUCAAGGAGUAAUGCCAGAGGUAUUUGGAGAAGGAUUGGAUUUUAUCCCUAUAGCGGAUGCACAUAGUCCCACGGAAGUUGUUCCACAAGCAACCGUGACGCAAUCACCAUCGCCAGCAGCUCCUUCGGAACCUGCUGAGAUGGCACCUCCUAAAACACCUAUACCAACGGAUUCCUUAAAACGGAAAUCUAGCGUGGACGAAACACCGAGCGACGCUACGAAAAAACCACGUCGUACUGCCAAGUCUCGUCAAGCUAAACGCUCAAAGCUGUAAAUUGAUUCUGAUCAUGGUACAAAUAUCUAUUCUUAUAUCUCUGAUCGGUUUUUCCAAGAGAAGGUAUUUCAUUCUUCUUAUUUUUCUUUAUUCUCUGCAUUACGAAAAAUCACAUUAGAAAAUGGCACGUUCUGUUACGAAGACAAACAGCAGGUGGUGGAUGAUCUUAGAAAAGUACAAAAUUCUUUCCCGAUCGUCCUACAACGUGCUUCGCAUGCAACGAACCCCCCGUUUUGGAAAUUAAUAUAUUAUUCGAUUAGUUGUUAUUUUUUCCAUUCUACGGACGCACGGCGGUGAUCGAUGCAGCUAGCUUAAAGUUUAUUUAUAUUUAAAAGAACGAACAUACUCUCUUACGAUGAUGAUUGAUCACAAUGGUAUCUGCAUAUAUUCUAAACGAUAGUACAUUUUUUUCCAACAUUUUCUCGUAACGCAACGCGUCUAUCUUUCCAACCUUCUUUCGAAGACUUCUUAGAGUAUUCUCUAUUAAUAUCAUAAUCGCCAUGGUAUAUCCGAGGUUUACGGAAGGCAUUUGACAUCUUGUUUGUCGACCCAAAGAAUUUCAUUUCUAUUUUUUCUCUUUUUUCUUUUUUCUUUUUUCUUUUUUUUCUUUUUUUCCCACUUUUUUUUUUUUUAAACAUCGCUCCACGUCAUUUAAAAACAACAUGAAAUUGUCUGUUAGAAAUGUCGAGAUAGAAUUUCGAGAGAAUAUCAACAAACGAAAUUUACCUUCUGUUCUCCUUGGACAAGUAACGAACGAGUACCGAAUUCGUAUCUUGUUUUUAACGUGAUAUAAUAAUAAUAAUAAUAAUAAUAAUAAUAAUAAUAAUAAUAAUAAUAAUAAUAAUAAUAUUAAUAAUAAUAAUAAUAAUAACUUUUCCGUAGUCCAUAAACUAAACAUUUCAUCCCAAUAUUUUUCAUGAAAAUCGUCGUUUAAGAAUAUAUUCUAACUGGCGUGAUGGGAUGAUGUUUGGUAUUAAAAUUGUAUAAAAUGAAAGAAAGAAAGAAAGAAAGAAAAAGA